CCGUUGAGAACACAACCCUCGCGUUUUAUAUAUAUAUAUAUAUAUAUAUGUAUAUAUGUGUGUCUCAUCGCGAUUUCACGAAAUUCCAUAUAAUAUUUGUUUACGCAGGAAAAAUAAAUUUUUUUCGUCUCAAUGUUUUGGGACGUAAAAAAGAAAGAUGAAAGUUUAUAAUCGCAAUGUAUAUUAAACAAUACACACGGGAGUAGUUGUUUCUUUUUUUUUUUUUUUUUUCCUUUUUUUUUUGGGAACAAAAUGUGAAUUAUUCGGUUGUGUUCCGUUUCCGGCUCCAGGAGUGAGAGACAAUUUUUUUUUUUUUUUUUUCAUGUAAUUUUUUUAAUACGUGAGUGUUAUUGGUGUUUGAUAAAUAUUUGCAGAGCCAUUUAAAUCCAUCAUCAUCAUCAUCAUCAUCAUCAUGCUACGUCGCCCAAUUUAGUUGAAUCCAAGAGAAACAAAAAAAAAUCGUCUAACCUAAAAAAAAUAUAUGGAUAAUGACGGCUGACUGCCGCUGCUGCUGGUAACCGGCGGACUCUCUCUCUCGCGGUGGCGCUGGCGUCAGGAUGGAGCACCUCCAGGCCGCCCUGGACCCCAGGAAGCAGGAACUAUUGGAGGCCCGCUUACUUGGAGCACGGCCGUCAGUAGGGUCACAGAUCCAGACGGGACCUCAGUCCUCGGUAAACUCUGGUCAGUCCGUACACAGUUCAGACUCUAACAUGAGCACCGGCUCAAAUCACAGUGAUAAAGAAAUAGAUCCCAAUACUCCCGAGAAAGUUCCAAGGACACCAUCGGAACGUAAAAGAAGACGCAAGGCUGAUGACUCAGGCGGUGGUUCCGCCUCCACAAAACUCUCACGACCAAUGAUUGCAAUUGAUAAAAAAAUCAAUGACUACUUUCCAAAACCAUUAAUAUCACCUCAACCAUCGCCCCUCGCCGAAUUUUCCCUAAUGCAACCACCACGAUCUCACAUUCAAUUACCCCCAUUGCCACCUGGUAAUAUGGUUCAUAAACAAAUGCAAACCGAGCUCACUUGCCAAUUAAUACAAGAACUCGAGACACAAGCGUCAUCUGAUCUUGAGCUUCAUAAUAAUAAAAUUGACGAGCUCAAUCGAACCGCGGAGGAAUUAAAACAUCAAGUGGCUAGUCAAAAGAAAGUCAUUGAGGAUCAAAAAUUGCAUAUUAAUAAGUGUAUAGAAGUUGUGAAAAAACUUCUCCAGGAGAAGUCGAACAUUGAAAAGAAGGAGGCGCGUCAAAAGUGUAUGCAAAAUAGACUGAGGCUUGGACAAUUUGUCACACAAAGGGUAGGUGCAACGUUUCAAGAGAAUUGGACCGAUGGCUAUGCAUUUCAGGAGCUUGCACGACGUCAAGAGGAAAUAACAACGGAACGCGAGGAAAUUGAUAGACAAAAGAAAUCGUUAUUAAAGAAAAGGCCCUCAAAUUCAGAGACGGGACGUAAACGAAAUCAGGCACAAUCGGCAUUACAUAAUGGCACUGAGGCGACAUUCCUCAAACCCGACGCUGUACCCGGCUCGUACACAUGGCAAGAGUAUUAUGUCGCUGAUGAAAUUCUCAAACUUCGUCAGAAUGCCCUUAAAAAAGAAGACGCUGAUCUACAACUCGAAAUGGAGAAACUUGAACGCGAACGUAAUCUUCAUAUACGUGAAUUAAAACGAAUUCAUAAUGAGGAUCAAUCGAGAUUUAAUUCACAUCCGGUUCUUAAUGAACGUUAUCUUCUUUUAAUGCUCCUUGGUAAAGGUGGAUUUAGCGAAGUGCAUAAGGCAUUCGAUCUCAAGGAGCAACGUUACGUUGCGUGUAAAGUUCAUCAGCUUAAUAAAGACUGGAAGGAGGAUAAGAAGGCAAAUUAUAUAAAACAUGCUUUACGGGAGUACAAUAUUCACAAGGCAUUAGAUCAUCCACGUGUUGUUAAACUCUACGAUGUUUUUGAAAUUGAUGCAAAUUCAUUUUGUACUGUACUUGAAUAUUGUGAUGGUCAUGAUCUUGAUUUUUAUCUCAAACAACAUAAAACAAUACCGGAAAGAGAGGCGCGCUCAAUUGUCAUGCAAGUUGUAUCGGCACUUAAAUAUCUCAACGAAAUAAAACCACCGGUGAUACAUUAUGAUUUAAAGCCAGGUAAUAUAUUAUUAACCGAGGGUAAUGUUUGCGGUGAAAUAAAAAUCACUGAUUUUGGCCUCAGUAAAGUAAUGGAUGAGGAGAAUUAUAAUCCCGAUCAUGGUAUGGAUUUAACAUCGCAAGGCGCUGGUACAUAUUGGUAUUUACCACCAGAAUGUUUUGUUGUUGGUAAAAAUCCACCGAAAAUAUCAUCAAAAGUUGAUGUUUGGAGUGUUGGUGUGAUAUUUUAUCAGUGCCUCUAUGGAAAAAAGCCAUUUGGCCAUAAUCAAAGUCAAGCAACAAUUCUUGAGGAGAAUACAAUAUUAAAAGCAACUGAGGUACAAUUUGCAAAUAAACCAACAGUUAGUAAUGAGGCAAAAGGUUUUAUAAGAAGUUGUUUGGCUUAUCGAAAAGAAGAAAGAAUUGAUGUUCUUACAUUGGCGCGACAAGAAUAUCUACAACCACCAACACCUAAACAUGGCCGACAGGCAAAUAGUCAACAGCAACAGCAACAACAGCUCCAGCAACAUCAACAACAACAGCAACAACAACAAUUGCAACAACAGCAACAAACGUCAUUUACAACCGGUAUGUUCAGCGGGAUGAACGCCUCGAGUAGUUCGUAGUGAAAAUUACGAGCCAGAGCCAACGAGAGAGAAAGAUAGAGAACACUGGAACUGAUAUACAUAUAUAUAUAUAUAAAUAUUAUUAUUAAUUAAUAAAAAAAAAAACAAAAAACUGAUUAAACUCAACAAAAAAUGAGGAAAGUGAAUGACAUUGUGUAAAAAUGGAAUUCAUGAUAUUGUGUAAAAAAAAAAUGUAUGUUUUACAUGUUUUAUUGCAGAACAUGAGUGAGAGUGUGUGUGAGUACGAAUGAUGAAAAAAAAAAAAAAAAAUGCUUGAUUCGCAAGUGUAAUUGAAUGAUUUGGAAAAAAGAAAUGAAAAAAAAAAAGAAAAAAACCUUUGCAAAUAUUAUCGUGUCACUUUACGUCGUCUGCUUUAGGUAAAGGAUAAUGAUAUUCAUUAAAGGUAUUUUACUUGUUGUAGGAAUGAAAUAUUUAUGAAAAAAAAUAAUAAAAAAAAAAAAAAAAAAACAACAACAACAACAACAACUGGGCGGAAAACACUAUUGUAAAAAUUAAUAAACGACGCAUUAAUAGAUUA
Leptopilina boulardi is the source of this 3267-nucleotide messenger RNA. RefSeq names its product serine/threonine-protein kinase tousled-like 2 (gene Tlk). NCBI's taxonomy places the organism in Eukaryota, Metazoa, Arthropoda, Insecta, Hymenoptera, Figitidae. The transcript is spliced from 2 exons. The record is from RefSeq and is a predicted model, not a curated record. Gene Ontology annotation, cellular component: nucleus. Gene Ontology annotation, molecular function: ATP binding; protein serine/threonine kinase activity. Bases 558 to 2729 code for a protein of 723 amino acids. Gene Ontology annotation, biological process: chromosome segregation; intracellular signal transduction; peptidyl-serine phosphorylation.